CUUUCCCUACACAUUUUGAUAUUUUUAGGGUACAACAUUUGAAUUUGCAGGACUGAAUCUUCUACAAGUGAUUUAAAGGAAUAUAACAAAGAGCUAUGAACUGAGGCUGAUCUUCUGUUAAUUUACAGGUCACCUAGGAAACACUAGAUUGGAGCAGGGCCAGGAUGGAAGAAAGGAAUUGGAAAAGUCUGUUUGAAGGUGAGGUAGAACGAAUUGCAGAGCCAUAUAAGUGGGAUUUCACAUUGGAUAACAACCUGCAAAAGUUUCAGGGUUCAAGUCCGGGCUGGCUGGAGUACAAAGUGUACACCGUUGGCAGGUUCUGUUGCUCAUUGUGUACGCGAUACUGGGACUCUGCUCACGUGCACCUGUUAUUUCUCAUGAAGAUAGCCAGAGCCAGUCGAUGUGGCACAGUGAAAAUGCGAAUUUUCAAACAGAAAUGUAGAAGCUGCACCCGUGCUGUCAUGGAAAAGCCUGAUAUUUCCCAGGAGAAUAUCACAAUUGUCAUUGGUAAUCUGGUCAACAGGAUCGAGAGCAAAAUCUACUUGAGGAACAAUUAUAAUAAAGACCGAAAACCAGUGGUGUAUGACAAUUACACAGAGGGCCCUCAUGAUAAGGAACACUGCGAGGCAUGCCAGGCAAUAGUUUGUCAUACCUCCAUGGCAGUGCCAGGAAACCUCCGUACUAUAGGCAGGAAUAUUUGUUUAGUAUUUACACUUGCUGUCAUCAUUUUCCCUAUAAUCUUCUGGUUAGAUGUUAAAUACUAAGAAAAAAGCAAUAAUUGAAUACUGAAUAGUAAGCACUCAGCUACUUAAAUCAGACUUUUAAAUUGCUGUAUAGAAAUUAGGCCAAGAACAUGUAAAUAUAUGUUUUGAUCUACUUUGUUAUAGUGUUAUUCCUGUGAUUGUUCCACUGAUACCAGAGGUCUUUAGCCACUCGCAGGCUUUAUGUCUUAUGGUUUGCUGGGCAGUUUCCUUCAGGAAUUCUGGGAGUGGACUUGCCUGUAGGAAAGACAUAACUAAGAAUGCGUACCAGCCUACUGGUAUUACUAUUAAGCUUUGGCAAGGUGAACUUUGAAACAGGAUAGUGGAGGGCAUACUGGGUGGCCAAGAAAAACCCCCUAAUCUCAUGUGAUGUAAUGUUAUUAAAUCAGGCAGUUUCUGAUGCUUGAGUGGCAUUAUUUAAGAAGAAAAAAAAUUGUAAAACAGGAUUCUUUUAUACUCUUUAUUAAAAGCAUGAUUUUGGGAAAAAAAAACCUAUAAUGAUGUUGUAAAUAUGCUAAAUUUAUAUAUAAAACUGUUUUGUGAUAAAAUAAAAAAGACAGAAUACUAAAAAAAA
This is a messenger RNA of Xenopus tropicalis (tropical clawed frog), 1335 nucleotides long. It is a transcript of the gene rtp3, whose product is annotated as receptor transporter protein 3. Bases 165 to 764 code for a protein of 199 amino acids. Gene Ontology annotation, cellular component: membrane. The record is from RefSeq and is marked provisional. Lineage: Eukaryota; Metazoa; Chordata; Amphibia; Anura; Pipidae. The transcript is spliced from 3 exons.